AUGAGACGCUCGAGCACAGACGAGACUCCGUACCGGCGGAGUCCGUCCCUGGACAGUAAAGCCGACUCGCCACCUUUCACUUCUGGUUUCCACCGCUUCAGUGGAGAGUUUGAGUACAAGCGGCCGCCGUUUGCGUUUGGCUUCCACACGACCAAGGGGCCGGAAACGACCAAGGGGCGCUACGCCCAGGGGAAGAAGUAUGUGGUGUUUUACCUGGACCUCUCCUUCAUCUUCCUCCUAGAACUGCGGCGCUGCAGGAUGGCCGAGGGUUGCAUGAUGGCCCUGCGAUAUGGAAUGGUCUUCUUCAAUCUUCUUUUCUGGCUGGGAGGAUGUGGCAUCCUGGGGGUGGGGGUCUGGCUCUCGGUGACCCAGGGAAACUUUGCCACCCUAUCAUCAUCCCUUCCCUCGCUGUCAGCGGCCAACCUGCUCAUCGCCGUGGGGACCAUCAUCAUGGUGAUCGGCUGUCUGGGCUGUGUGGGCGCCGUCAAAGAGAGUCGUCCUCUGCUGCUGACGUUCUUCAUCCUCCUCCUGCUCAUCUUCUUCCUGGAGAUUCUGUCCAUCAUGCUUUUCUUCAUCUACCAAGACCAGAUUGAUCACUACGCCCAGAGGGAUCUGAAGAAAGGCCUCCAGCUCUUCGGCACCGAGGGAAACGUGGGCCUGACCAACGCCUGGAUGAUCGUACAAACUGAUUUCCGCUGCUGCGGAGUAACCAACCACACCGACUGGUUCGAAGUGUACAACGCCAGCCGGGUGCCCGACUCCUGCUGCCUGGAGUACAGCGACAACUGUGGCCUAGAUAACCCGGGGACGUGGUGGACGGCGCCGUGCUACGAGCGCGUUAAGGACUGGCUUAAUGAGAACCUGGUGGCUCUUUGGAUCUUUGCUCUAUGCACGGCACUUACUCAGAUCCUGGGCCUGGUCUUCUCCAUGACGAUGUUCUGUCAGGCAGUGAAAGUAGAAACGUUUUACGCCUAGCGACUGACCUCU
Messenger RNA from Limanda limanda (common dab), 987 nucleotides. RefSeq names its product tetraspanin 4a (gene tspan4a). The record is from RefSeq and is a predicted model, not a curated record. The transcript is spliced from 7 exons. NCBI's taxonomy places the organism in Eukaryota, Metazoa, Chordata, Actinopteri, Pleuronectiformes, Pleuronectidae. Gene Ontology annotation, cellular component: membrane. Bases 1 to 975 code for a protein of 324 amino acids.